Molecule: messenger RNA, 1362 nt
Organism: Penicillium canariense
Lineage: Eukaryota; Fungi; Ascomycota; Eurotiomycetes; Eurotiales; Aspergillaceae
Exons: 3
Coding region: 1-1362 (453 amino acids)
Molecular function (GO): ATP binding; ATP hydrolysis activity
Source: RefSeq, a predicted model, not a curated record
AUGGUCGUUCGUCGUGUCAUCACGAAGCAAGGCAUGAUCUCACAUACUGAGAUCGACCUCCGAUCGCCACAUCUCCAAAGCGCUUUUCGAGAGAUCUUCCAGGGUGUUGAAGGCCUAGAGCUGAACAAAAUGCCCCCAGUGGCCAAGCCGGAAUUGAUCUUUUGGGCGGCGAAAGAUCUACUUCGUAUCAAGGAGGAAGAAAAGCUCAAGGAACAGCCCUGUCAACAGCUCAUUGACGAUAUUGGGACAGCCUUGCGAUUUGUUCAAGAGGACUAUACUAGUCAAAUUGACAGCUUGAAGUCGCUUCUGGAACAGAAGGAAAUUACUUGGGAUCUUCUUUGGACCAUUUUUCCGCCAAAAGAAGUUAUUGUCGCGCCUAGAUAUGGUGUCAUGUCCCAAGAACAAGCCUUUAUUCUUCGGGAUUCCUCUUACGAGAAGCGUGAGAAUGGCACAUACUAUUUCUCUGCAGUUGGUGACAUUGUCACAUUCAGUGGUCGAAGAUUCGGCACAGGAUUAAUCACGUUGGAAAUUGAUAAAUAUGAUGGAUCUCGAAAGAUCGAGAGCCUAAACUGCUAUCCAAUCUCACACCAUCCAGGUGAAUCUGUCAUCCGGGAAAGGUUGAUCACCAGGGGCAGGAAAUAUUUGUCAUUGCUGGAGAAACCGGCAUGCAGAGAUUACUUCGUGACAUAUGGGGUAAAGGAGAAAAUUCUCCCUGAUGGAUUGUCAAAAUCGGAGAUGUUCAAUGCCAUGGGGCGAGUAGUGGCGGACCCUGAAGGCUACUACUUCCAUAACAGCUCAUCGGAUUUAAAUAGACCUCUUGUGUGGUCAGAAGAUGAACUCAGUCGCAACAGCCUUUCGGAUGAUCAACUCUUGACUUGUGCCUCGUGGAUCAACGGCUUCAGCUUGUCUAGUAAAACCUGGUGUCAGCUUGCUGUGACAUCGCUGACCAAUAUCAAGUGGAACAACCUGGCUUUCGAAAGACUCGUUCUGGAAGAAACCCGUCGCGAGCUCAUCCACGGACUCGUCAAAGCUCAUGGUAAGGAUGAAGCAGCAUUUGACGAUAUCGUGGAAAACAAAGGCAAGGGCCUCAUCGCACUCCUGACGGGGAGUCCCGGCGUUGGAAAGACACUUACCGCAGAGGCGGUUGCGGAAGUCACGCAGCGUCCACUCUAUGUGGUUGCUACUGGUGAGCUUGGAGUUGAUGCCGACACAGUGGACGAGCGCCUAGGGAUGAUCCUGGACAUCACGCGACGAUGGGGCUGCGUUCUGCUCAUCGAUGAAGCCGAUGUUUUCAUGGCUUCUCGGGGCAAGGAUUUGGCUCGUGAUGCGCUGGUUAGCGUUUUCCUCCGUCGGCUUGAAUAG